This is a messenger RNA of Penaeus indicus, 1115 nucleotides long. RefSeq lists its product as uncharacterized. NCBI's taxonomy places the organism in Eukaryota, Metazoa, Arthropoda, Malacostraca, Decapoda, Penaeidae. The coding region runs from base 63 to 671 and encodes 202 amino acids. The transcript has 3 exons. The record is from RefSeq and is a predicted model, not a curated record.
GCAACAUCUCUCUGUUUGCUUUCUCUCCGGAGGCCGUGCGAUUGUCGUUACGUUUAGACACAAUGCGUUACCUCUUAUCGGGGAGUGUGGCGUGGUGUCUCCUGAGCCUUUGCAACGGAGGUCUCGUCUUCCCGUUCAACUGGCUCGUCCACUCAGCUGGCCCUCUCUUCACUCCGCCUGCUCCACUUCCCGCUUUGCUGGGCGUCGUCCCUCUCACUGGAGGCCAAAUCUUGCCUUCGAUCAUCGUUAGUUUGUUGGCUAUGAAGGGCGCUUUCAUCAUCGGCUACUUGAUCUACGAAGCUGCGGACUACAAGGACGUCAAGCAGUUCCGGUUCCCCCGCUCCGUCAGCGACCACGAGACGCUCCUGAUCUCCACCGUCAGCCAGCUGGACCAAAAUAACUGCAUCCUCAAACUUAUCUGCCAACUCCACACGAAGGCAGAAGAAACGCGGACGGCGCAGGAAAAUGUUAUCGUGGAUCUUUUCUCGUACCACUUGGAUGCCUUCGCUCAUGUGGCCAACGCAUCCGUUUUCCUUCCCGGUAAUGAGAUAGAUAGCAACGCCUUGGAUGUAGGGAUGUGUGAUUCCUACUUCAGUAAUUGUCCUUUCGCGGAAGAGCAUUUGAGAAGUCUCCUGCAGUACGUAUGGAGCUGCGGAUCCCCCACACUAUAGGAUGAAAAGACAAUUCGUUUUACUGUUUGUCUAGUCAGAUCUCACUUUUUUGGCCAGUGUAAAGUCUUGUCAUCGUUUUGAAUCGUAUGCCAAGAUGUUUCUCCUAUUUAUUUUUUUCCCGUUGAGUUUGCAGUUAAGGGCAAUCUGUUCCUGGGGAUGCUAGCAGUCUGUCUUGGUUUAGUAGAAACGAGAACAGAAUCUUGUCUUACGCAAGGGCAAUUUAUCAACAGAGCAUUUAACAACGAUUGCAACAUUUCUCAGGUUUCAUCCGAAUCCAACGGCAUUUCUCUUCUUUGUUAGGGAGAAUUUUACAGAUGUUACUCGCUAUUUAACUUUUUUUUUGCUGUAUAAAACAUAUUUCCACUUGUUUCAUGAUCAGCUUAUUUAUAUACAUACGUCACCAUGUAAUUCAGCAUUCAUCUUUAUAAAUAAAAUGUAUAUAAG